AUGUUUCUUCUUUGUGCAGUAUCAACAGUGGACGUAGACGCAGUGCUUGGGCGGACUGCAUCACUUCCAUGCGAUGUCACACCUGACACAAAUGAAGACCGUGUCUACAUGGUUCUUUGGUUUCGGAAAAACGGCGGAAAACCUAUUUAUAGCUUUGACGUACGAGGCAGAUCAUUUAGUAAAGCAUUGCAGUGGUCUGAUCCAGGUGCAUUUGGUCCGAGGGCUUAUUUUGCAACUAUAGCCCGACCGGCUUCCUUAACACUUAGCUCCGUGCAAUUGGAUGAUGAAGGUGUUUAUAGAUGCCGCGUUGAUUUUAAGAAUUCUCCAACUAGAAAUUUUCAAAUUCGUCUUAUUGUUAUUGUGCCGCCUCAUCAAAUGCUUUUAUAUGACAAAUCUGGUGCAGAUGUCUCGGGUGUAGUGGGGCCGCUGGAAGAAGGAGCUGCUUUAGUACUAGUUUGCGAAGUACGUGGUGGUCGCCCCGAGCCUAUUGUGUCAUGGCUAGUUAAUGGAACUGUAGUACCUAAAAACAUAGGGGUAAAAACUGAUACGCAUGUUGUUGUUAAUCGGUUAGAAAUACAAGAAAUUGGAAGAGAGGACCUUAAUACUACUUUUAAGUGCCGAGCAUCCAAUACACUUCUCGUGCCACCACAGGAAAAAACCGUUCGUCUGGAAAUGAAUUUGUUACCUAUUUCUGUUACACUAUUGGAUCGUCCACAACAAUUACUUGCAAGUUCUGUCACUACAUUACGUUGUGUCGCUAAGGGCAGUAGACCGCCAGCACAAAUAAGUUGGUAUAAAGACAACAGGGGUUUUGGAAAGGACAAGGUAAGUGAACAUUUCAACGAGACAUGGUCGAUGAGUACUUUGAUAUUUAAAUCUAUACCAAUGGAUAAUGGAGCAAUAAUUAAGUGUGUAGCAGUUAAUCCAGCCCUAACGGGAAAAGCAAUUGACGAUCAGUUUCAACUCAACGUUGUAUACAGUCCGCUAGUAACGUUGACUUUAGGUAGUACACUGAACCCACAUGAUAUUAAAGAAGGCGACGACGUAUAUUUUGAAUGCAACGUGAAAUCAAACCCCAGAGAACAUCGUAUAUCCUGGUAUCAUAAUGAUAUGCCUGUUACACAGAACAUGACAUCCGAUGCUCCAGUGUGCAGCGAUACGUCACCACAAGUCGUAGGAGCUGCUUUGGAUGAAGCAUUACACGUGAGGUGUUCAGUCCACGCAGAUCCAUCAGAUGUCACGUUUCUUUGGCAAUUUAAUAACAGUGGAGAGAGUUUUAACGUUUCUCCAGCUCGAUUUGGGACUAUUAAUGGGAGCACUAGUGAAUUACGCUAUACACCAGCUAGUGAGAGGGAUUAUGGAGCGCUAACCUGCCGGGGUACCAAUGUGGUUGGUCGACAGAUGCAGCCAUGUAUUUUUCAGAUUGUGCCAGCUGCACGGCCAUCACCACCUCGUAACUGCUCAGUAUUAACCAGUAACGAUUCAAAUUGGAUCGAAGAUACAUUUAAGGAUGAAAUUGAAGAUUACGUCAUAAUCCGUUGUGUCACAGGUUUCGAUGGUGGUCUUCCACAAUUAGUGGUAUUAGAAUCUUUGGAUCCUGAUACUGGUAUAGUUAAAUUCAACAUUACUGCUAACGAGACAAAUGGCAUUGCGAUGUUUCUUAUUCCCGUUGGAUUACUUUGGGUGAAUGAUGCAGCUUUAAGGCUCACAGUAUUUUCGAGAAAUGACAAGGGAGAUUCUGAGAGGAUCAUGCUUAACGCCUUGGCCUAUCAAGAUCCAGAGCGACGGACAGAUGGAAACCACAGCCUUAUGGCAGGUGUCUCAAGAGCUGCUUUUUGGACAGUUAUUCUAACAGUAGUCCUUUGUACUGUGACAGCGGCGAUUACUGGUUUAUUUCUGAGGAGGAAGCGAAAUAGUUCGCAAACCAAGCAACACUCAUCACAGCUGCGAUUAAAUUCUGGAGAUGGCCAGUAUGUCGUAGCGUUUACAUUGAAGCCACCCAAGCAGACUCAACCUGAUAUUUUAAAUCCACCGCCAGAUUCUGAAAGCUCUUCAAAUGGAAAAUGUAAGUUAGAAGUGGCUGUCAAAAAUGAAACACUUCUCAUAAACGACGAGUGGGCUAUGAGUGAGCACAACUCACUAAAAGCUAGCCACGAUCACGAUCCACUCCACCCGAUUCUAUCUUCACCCAAAAUGUCGGUUUCGAGCAAACUACCAGUCACAAUGAACACAAUGACUUUAAGUAAACGAGGCCAUCUUAUAGCAGAAGAUUUACCAGGGCCUGAGAGUUGUGUAUAG
Parnassius mnemosyne (clouded apollo) is the source of this 2298-nucleotide messenger RNA. The record is from the annotation of a GenBank genome assembly. Lineage: Eukaryota; Metazoa; Arthropoda; Insecta; Lepidoptera; Papilionidae.